This is a messenger RNA of Prunus armeniaca (apricot), 306 nucleotides long. The record is from the annotation of a GenBank genome assembly. Lineage: Eukaryota; Viridiplantae; Streptophyta; Magnoliopsida; Rosales; Rosaceae.
AUGCGAACUCGCUACCUCAACAUCGACUACUUCACCGUCACUCCAAUCCAAACCCUAGAAACCCUAACCUUCCUUCACCUCGCUCACUCUAACCUCUCCAUCUCCUCUAAUUCCUCAAAGUUUCGCUCCAAAUCGAACAGUUACCGAUCGAAACCGCUCUCUCCAAGUUCUUCUCCGACCUUCUUCCUCACAACAUCGCUCUCGAUGCUGCACACUUCGAGAUCUUCGAUUCGUCUCCGGCUUCUAGAAGUUUCGGUUCCGGAAGCCAUGAGCUGCAGUUUUCGGAGGUUUGAUGAUUGUUCAUAA